Ophidiomyces ophidiicola is the source of this 1113-nucleotide messenger RNA. RefSeq names its product 1,2-dihydroxy-3-keto-5-methylthiopentene dioxygenase. The record is from RefSeq and is a predicted model, not a curated record. Lineage: Eukaryota; Fungi; Ascomycota; Eurotiomycetes; Onygenales; Onygenaceae. The coding region runs from base 1 to 1113 and encodes 370 amino acids. The transcript has 2 exons.
AUGGACUACCACCAGUUAGAACCGGUGCUCGUCUCAUCUCCAGGCGCUGCGCGAGAUGCCAUUCUUCGGCUGCCAGCGACCACAAACCCUCCGGGCCCCCAGAACCCGCCGCAGCAGCUGGUCUGGCUGAUAUUCGGCGCAACAGGUCAUAUGGGUCGCUCUCUCGUGAAAUCCGCCCUCGUCCACAAUGACCUUGUUGCUGCCGUCGGCCGCACUUUCGAAAAUUCUGCUGCGAGUAUGGAGCGUCUUCAGAGUGAAAAUAAAAAUAGCCUCGGUCUUCUUUGCGAUGUCCGGGUCCGAGAAACAGUGCAAGCAGCGAUUGACAGAACAAUAAGCCAUUUCGGCCGGAUUGACAUUAUUGCCAAUUGCUCUGGAUAUGGUGUCAUCGGGGCGUGUGAAGACCAAGAAGAGUACGAUAUUAGGAAUCAGUUCGAGACGAAUUUUAUGGGAACGUUGAAUAUCGUACAGUGCUCGCUGCCGCAUUUCAGGCAGCGGACUGCUGGACGUUAUCUUAUAUUUAGUUCGACAUCCGGCGCAUUGGGUGUUCCUGGCCUUGGGCCAUACUGUGCGUCUAAGUAUGCUGUUGAGGGUCUUAUAGAGAGUAUGCUCUAUGAAAUCGACUGCUUUAAUAUCAAAGGAACUUUGGUGGAACCAGGCCAUAUUCGCCGCGACGAUUUCGAUAAUCUUCCUGGAAUUCCUGUUCCGGAGAACUAUUUAUCUUCUCCACUCCCUGCGUUUGGACACUUUUUGGUCAAGCCAGCCGGCCCUGCAUAUAAUGGCCAGAAUGCCCCAGCCGCUCAUGCAAAGAGGGUCAUACAAUGGCUGGGAGAUAAGCAGCCUACAAGUGCUGUGAAGGCAGCAGAGCUGGUAUGGCAGCUAGGCCAUUGCUCAUAUCCCCCACUAAGAUUGCUUCUUGGCAGUUACGCCGUGGAAAGCAUUAGGGAUCGGUUGAAGUGCAUCACUGAAGAAAUUGAGGAUUGGAAGCAUCUGAGCUUUCCACCUAGUGAGCUACAUCAAAUGGACCCAUCGCACAAUAGGGGCGAAAAUGCAGAUUCAAGCACUUCUGUUGCGGAAAGCCACACCCUUACCUCCGAUGUUGGGAUGGGGGGUUGA